This is a messenger RNA of Argentina anserina (silverweed cinquefoil), 478 nucleotides long. RefSeq names its product 14 kDa proline-rich protein DC2.15. The record is from RefSeq and is a predicted model, not a curated record. The coding region runs from base 41 to 433 and encodes 130 amino acids. NCBI's taxonomy places the organism in Eukaryota, Viridiplantae, Streptophyta, Magnoliopsida, Rosales, Rosaceae. The transcript has a single exon.
UACUGCUUGAAGAUUUUGAUUACUUCAGUCCCAAGCUAAAAUGGCUUCUUCUUCUAAGGCAGUGGCAACUAUGGCUUUUUUCCUAUCCCUCAACCUAGUAUUUUUCACAACAAUCAGUGCAACUCAUCAUGUCCCUUGCCCGCCACCACCGAAAACCCCAACCCCAACGGCGGCGACUUGUCCCAAGGACACCCUUAAGCUAGGAGUGUGUGCCAAUUUGUUGAAUGACUUGGUGCACCUUGUCGUUGGCACUCCACCAAAGACCCCAUGCUGCAGCCUCAUUGAGGGUCUUGUUGAUCUUGAAGCUGCUGUGUGCCUCUGCACUGCUAUUAAGGCCAAUAUUAUCGGGAUCAAUCUGAACGUGCCAGUUUCUUUGAGCUUGCUUCUUAAUUACUGUGGGAAGGGCGUCCCGUCUGGUUUCCAAUGCGCCUAGAUUGUUUGUGUGGCUCAUUUAAUUUCAUCCUAUUGAUCAUUUCCU